Messenger RNA from Rattus norvegicus (Norway rat), 6200 nucleotides. The record is from RefSeq and is a predicted model, not a curated record. NCBI's taxonomy places the organism in Eukaryota, Metazoa, Chordata, Mammalia, Rodentia, Muridae.
UCCUGGGAGGAGUCUGCUGCGCUAUCAUGAGUCUCUUCAAGUUCGUGGGUAAGGGCAGGAUUUCCUUGGCCAUGGGUUUUGCUGGCUGUCCCGGGCCCCCUUUUCGCGGCUUGGCUUUUCCAGGGUACAGAAGAUUCCCGGAGGCCUCGAGUGCUGGCGAUGAUUGAUCUGGUUUUUGCUCGAGGAUGAGUUCCCGAAUGCAUAUUGAUUUAUGAGAAUUCACGAGCAUAAUUGGACUUGUGCAUUUUUUAUGUGUAAUUCAACUGAAAAUAGAGGUAUAGGUGUGGGAUGUGCGACAGCGGUAGACUGCCUAGCAUGGGCUAAUCCCCGAGUCCUCCCACCACCCAAAAAAGAAAAAGAAAGCACCGCCCCCCAGCUAAUCACUAUUCUCCGGUAUUUCGUGAACCCUCCCUCCCUCCCUCUUCAUGGCCGGCUGGACAGUACCUUGAAGAUACAGGUUCACUCAGUCAUCCUUUCAUACCAUAGAUAACUCUUGGCAUUGAGUCCUAGGAAUGUGACGAAGUCCUGCUCACUUACAGGCUUUCUAGACUAUAAACCGGAGCCCACAGACGGGAGGGGUGGCAGCUGGAGAGUGUGGCAAGGAUUCAAAGUGGUACUUAGGAAAACUUGGGGGACACUGUAAGAGGUAGGGUUGGAAGGAUAACUUGGAACCCAAAAGCCUCGAUUACUUAAAUUUCACUCUGUAGGGAGUGGCGUUUCGAAGAAGGCUUUUCAGCAAAUCUUUGAGUGCCAGUUAUAUGGAAAGGAUCUUGUCUUCUGGGAUGCUGUUGUGGAUAAUCUCAGCAUGAGCUUUGUCUCCGUGGAGUUUCCAGCGACUUAAGGGUGGGAAGUGACUGGGAGGAAGUUACCCUGAUAGUCCUUUUGUAGAUUUUGUGGCAGAUAAGGAGAAGCAUGGAAGUAUUUCAGGUUUUGCAACAGGGAAAAUAAUAGCAAAAAGAGAAGCGAAAUGGUUGUGCACAGCAUUUAUCAUUCACUGUUCAUGUCUGCUUGUGGAAAAUGAGCACCCGAAGAUGACAGGUUAAGAAAUACCUAUGGGUGGGAGGGCUGGGUCUAUUGGAUUAGGUCCAUUCGAGAAUUAAAGGACAUCUAAGUGGAGACAUCAUUCAAGCACUAUGAAGUGUAAUCAGGAGAGUGGUUAAGGUUAUACAGUAAAAUCCGAGAGAUAGUUGUUUAAGCAGUACAUUUUCCCAAGACACUGUAUUUAAAAUUGAAGCUGUGAGAAAUCUAGUCGUGAGCUAGUUUUCACACUAGAGAGGUUAAGCACUAUGACCAGGCAAAGCAAAUGUGGGGAGAAUGUCAGCAGGUUUUUUUAAAAGCUCUGUGAGAAAACCUGAAGUGAAGGUUAGGUGUUCUGAGGUCUUGACAUGAUGUGCUAGGAAGUUGUGUGCCCUGGAGAGGGCACAAGAGCCCUCACUCCUCCCCUCAUAUACUGUUUGUUAGAGUCUAGGCUGGGUGUGUCCAGGUUCUUGAUCUCAGCCUAAGAACUAAAGAGAAGGGCUCACACAGAUAUACAAACAAAGCAAGGAAACUUUAUUUUGUGGAGCGAUAAUGUAUAUUAAAAUAAGUAUAUGAGUUUUUUAACUUGAAAUGUUAUUAUAAUGAGAUUUAAAAUAUAUUUAAUGUGGAUCUGAAUGUAGCAGAGAAAGCAGUUUUUGGCUUUGUAUUUUUUUCCUUUCCUUCUUGUCUUACACCUUGUUAUUUGAAAGCUGUCUUAGUAUAUAAACAAGUCAGUGUGUCUGUGCUCCAAUAAAGUUUUAUGGACAUUAAAUGUUAAACUUAAAAAAAAAAUAGUUGGUUUAUUUUCUCCAUGUGGGAGUGGGUCUGUGUGCAGAUACCUGCGAAGGCCAGAAGAGGGAGCCAGGGUCUCUGAAACGCCUAGUGUCACUGGCAGUUGUGAGCCAUCUGAUAUGGAUACUGGAACCAAACCUGGGCCUUCUGGAAAAGCAGCAAGUACUCUUAACUGCUGAACCCAUCUUUCCAGCUGCUGAAUUGUUCUUUUUAAUAAUUUUUCACAAGCAGAGAAAUAUUCUAUUAAUUUUUAAAAACAAUUUAAAAUGUCCAACUAGAACUAGGAUAGGGACAAACAAUAACAAAAUGGGCAGUAAGCCAAGUAAGGUAGUGCACACCUGUAGCUUCAGCACUUUGUGCCAGAGGCAGAGGCUUGUUCUGCAUGAGGAGGCCCUGUCUCACAGGAACACCACUAGCAAGAGGACAGUGGCUGCAGAAGGAGUUCUGGCUCUGCUGUAGCAUCCUUCUGUUGUUAUUUAAUGUACUUUCUGGCACUGACUUGCUGAAGAAACUGGGCUGCUUGUAUGACCUUUAGGAUUUGUCUUUUUGCUGAACGGUAGUGUGAGUCCCUUAUUCUCUAAUUAUUGAGAAUUCUUAACUUUGAAAUUAUACCUUGAAGCUAACAAAAUCCUACACCAUUUUAAAUCCCUGUUUACAGUGUUUCUGUGUCCCUAAAUCAUAGGUGACAGUCCUUUGACAUGAUCCACUAAGCCCAAACAGUUUUGCAGAUACUGCUUUCUAUCCAAGAGCAACAGAACACUUUCCUAUUUUGUUUGGUUUUGAAAAAUAAACUGGGGCUGGAGAGAUGGCUCAGUGGUUAAGAGCACUGACUGCUCUUCCAGAGGUCCUGAGUUCAAAUCCCAGCAACCACAUGGUGGCUCGCAACCAUCUGUAAUGGGAUCCAAUGCCCUCUUCUGGUGUAUCUGAAGAUAGCAACAAUGCAUACAUAAAAUAAAUAAGUAAAUCUUUAAAAAAAUAAACUCAUUGAUACCAGUAGUUUGUAUUAAAGACAGCCAUUUUUAAAUGUUAAUGAAGUGGAAACAUUACUGUACCGUAUAGAAGGGCUAGCCAGUGUCUUGACUCCUUCCAACAGAAGAACAUAGUGACUGAUUGCUAGUGUCACUGUGUUUGUCUCUUCUCAUCCCUUCUCACUUGGUGUCCUACUUUUCAAGAUAUUUACAUCUUUGACCUGACUAAAGUUGUUUUUUAUAUACUAUUUAUUUGAUUUUGCCAAUAAGCAUACUUUUGAUAAGAAUGCCUUUGGUUUAAAAGAUACCUGUCAUGGAUCAACACAUUCUGAGGAAUUGAAAUAACUAGGAUUUUUAGCUGCCUUUAUUUUUGAUGGUGGGCAUAGCAGCCUGUCUGUAGUUUAGGAGCUUGGAAGGCAUGGGCAGAGGGUCUGUAGGCUAGCCAGACACUGGGCAACACUGCCCAGUUGGGAAACAGUGCCUCAAUGAAUGAAGUGAAAAGUAAGGAGGAACUCCCAAUAUCAAUGUCAGGCCUACACAAAAUGUGCACAUCCACCUGCAUACAUGUGCGUGAAGAUGAAUAUGUAUUCAUGCAUGCACACUGCACACAUGUACACACUAGGGGAAGAGUCAAACCACUUGACUCCAUUAGCUCUUUGAUAACACUGUUUUGCACUGGGAGCACUGCAUACUGAAGAUGCCAGGACAGUAUAGCUAAGAGCUGGAAUUCCAUAUGCUGUUGGCAUGGCACAGUCUUCGUAUUAUGCCAGGUACUAGUAAUAAAUGCCUGUCAUAGAGCUUUCCAGGUGCAAGUUCCUUUCAUCUUCAUACUUGGGUUUGGGUCAUAUUCCAUUGCCAGCAGGAAAAUUGUGUUCAUCCACCAAGAAGAUAAUGGAGGCUCAGCAGGGACUAAGACUGUUCACUAAUCACUGGCAAGGGCAAGGAUUCCAAAGCUCAUGUUUGUUCCACUACUGAGUAAUUGUAGUCAUCCCAUUGUACUGUACUCUCUGGAGCUCGUUCAUGAAUUGAAUUCUCUCUAGUCUUAUUCGAACCUUUCUUUAGCUCCUCUGUUUCAGAAUACUGAGUUAUUGUUGUAUUUCCACAGAUGUUUCUGGUGGGUGGGCUGGUGAGGAAGUGGCUUCUGUGUGAGAGCAUUUUCUGUGGGAGACUUGGAAAAGGUCUUAGAGGAAACUGGUGUGAUUCACAUGGAGUUGAGGGACAGAGCCUUUUGUCAUUAAACUUGAUAAGAUGGGGACAUGAAGAGGCUGUCCUUAGUUUAUCAAGGGGAUGGCGGUUCUAAUGUCUGAAAGAAGAGGGAUGAGCAGUGUGAAUCAUGAAGAGGCCUGUGGGAAAGGGAAGAAGUAAGCGGCUGGGUACUAGCACUCCAGGUAUACCCGAGCCAGGACUGAAUCUACGGCUUAAAAUACACCACGUCUAGAACCAGCAGACUGAUCUCAGAACUCUGAGGAGAUAUUGGAAUCAACCUGACAGAUCCUAUGUUCAGAGGAAUUUAUAGGGGCGUGCAGAAGCAUCAAGAUGACUUACAAGAUGUAAUAGGGAGAGCUGUCCAGAUUGGUGUUAAAAAGUUUAUGAUCACAGGUGGAAGUCUACAAGACAGUAAAGAUGCACUGCGGUUGGCACAAACAAAUGACAUGUUUUUCAGUACAGUGGGGUGUCAUCCCACGAGAUGUGAUGAGUUUGAGAAGGACAGCCCUGACCAGUACUUAGCAGGAUUGCUGCACCUUGCUGAAAACAACAAAGGAAAAGUUGUAGCAAUAGGGGAGUGUGGACUUGAUUUUGACCGACUUCAGUUUUGUCCCAAAGAUACUCAACUCAAAUAUUUUGAAAAACAAUUUGAAUUGUCAGAACAAACAAAAUUACCAAUGUUUCUUCAUUGUCGAAAUUCACAUACUGAGUUUUUGGAUAUUAUGAGAAGAAAUAGAGAUCGGUGUGUGGGUGGAGUGGUGCAUUCAUUUGAUGGUACGAAGGAAGCAGCGGCUGCUUUGAUUGACUUGGACCUUUAUAUAGGAUUUAAUGGUUGCUCUCUGAAAACUGAAGCUAAUUUGGAAGUUCUGAAGUCAAUACCCAGUGAAAAACUAAUGAUUGAGACAGAUGCACCUUGGUGUGGAGUUAAAAGUACACAUGCUGGAUCAAAAUAUAUAAAAACUGCAUUUCCUACCAAAAAGAAGUGGGAAGCCGGGUGCUGUUUAAAAGACAGGAACGAGCCCUGCCACAUAGUUCAAAUAUUGGAGAUAAUGUCAGCAGUAAGAGAAGAAGAUCCACUGGAAUUAGCCAACACGCUAUAUAACAACACCAUUAAAAUAUUCUUUUCCUGAUUUGUGUUUUCUUUUUAUGAUGUGGAAUUUCAUGGUAAGACUGUGAGCUUUAUUAAGGAAAUCUUCCCAGUGGUUCUUUAAAGAGGUAGCACUAUACACUGUGCCUUGAUUUUACUCACAAAGUCAGAUCAGCACUGUUUAGGCUGCUUAAUGCUUUAGGUAACAGUGACAGCCUUUUUAUUGUGUAAUCUCAUCAGAAGUCUGAAAGGACAGUUUUACACUCUCACUGCAAACACAGUGAUGCUUCUACCUAAAACUUAGACAGCAUGUCCUGGUUUAUGUCAAAGUUUAGUUGAUAACAAGCCUAUUUCUCAAUUCUGUCCUUGAUUUGUGUGACUUUUGAACCUGCCUCUAAGCUGCACUCAGAUUUCAAGUUUCUCAGUUGCUUCUAGCAGGGUAUCUUGCCUUAGUUUUAGAAAACAUUUUAUUUAGAAAGCCUUUCUACUCAAGAUUAUUUUAUCUCCUGUCUCUUAUACUAACAUUCCUUUAUUCGGCAUUUUCAUUUUCCCUUCGUUUUAAAGAAAAACUAGAGUGCAGCAUUAGACAGAUUCUGAUUUCAUUGAGGGCUCUUUGGCACACUUGACGCACCGUGUGAUCAUUAUCUCUAUUAAGAAGUUAUUUGUUCAAAUUUUGUCAUAAAAACGUGAAAACAUUUUAUUCUAUGUACAAUAAUGUACACAAAUUUAAAUAGGUCACCAAAGAGACCAGAAGUAAUUAAAGAGGUAUAUUUACAGUAGCACAUCACAGUAAACGGAAAAUCAUUCACAGUUUCAACAUCGAUACUGUUUUUGUGCUUGGUUACACACUGACGUGAAGCAUAUUACUCCAUUUUGGAUGAACUGAAUUUUAAACAAAUACCUCAAUGAUUAGUAAAUGCUACUUUAAUCAGUGUCAUCAUUAAAUUCUGCUGCUGCUGCUGCUGCGCCUGUGUGCUGAAUCCCCCCGUUUCUUUCUCUUUGAAUAUCAUCAUCACAGUCUGUACUGUCAUCCUCGUUCAUUUCUCGGUCAGAUCCAGCAGCAUCUUCUCUUAAAGCUUCCUCUGGGUUUUGAUUUUCAUUGGGUGCAAUAAAUCCGUUGUUGUUAGAUA